AUGCACAGAUCACAAUGCAGCCCAUUGAAAUGUGUCCUAGUGGGGAAUGCGGCGGUUGGGAAGACCUCUUUGAUAGUGGCCUAUACGACGAAUGGAUUUAGAGAGACAUACCGCCCAACCGCGUUUGAUAAUUACUCUGGUAAGUAGCUAUCUUAAAUCACUUUUUUAUAUAAAAAAAACUUUUUUGAUUAUGUCUUUUAAGGGUCUAAUUUAACCUAUUUUUUCAAAAGACACCCAAAAUUUUUACUUUCAACUAAAUUUGAGGGUAUUUUAGUGACAGUCAACGUUGACAACAAACCCCUUCGUAUGGAUCUCUGUGACACCGCUGGAAAUUCGAGAUUCGACACAUUGAGGCCUCUGAGUUAUUCCGAAGCCGACGUUUUCCUCCUUUGUUUCAAGGUCUCAGAGCCCGAGUCAUUGACCGCAGUUACUGAACAUUGGCUGCCGGAACUCAAAACAGUGUGCCCAAAUGUGCCUGGUAAGACGACAGGGCUAUCUUAACUUAAAAAAACCUCUGUAAAUCGAGCUCCCAUACAGCGAAUCCUGUAUAAAACCAGCAAUUUCAGAGGCCAAAGAGCUACUUUUUGACCAAAAUAAAUCUCUGUAUAACGAAACUCUUUGUAUAACAAAAAUUCUCUGGUUCUUUGCGAUUCAUUUUAUAGAGGUUUGAUUGUAUUUUUUGACAAUAGAUUUUGCCGAAUAGUCGAGAAAAAAGUUAAAAAAUAUGUACAUAAAUUUGAGACAAUAAUGAUGACUUUAUUUUCAGUGAUCUUGGUUGGAACCCAAAACGAUCAGAGGAUGGGAUAUGAGCGAAGGAAGCUGUUGGUGGACUCAAAACGAGUCAAACGGUUGGCUGAUCAACUUGAAGUGAGUUUUUGAAUUUACAGAGUUUAAGUUCUGGAGGUCCGAGCACAGAUUUUAAUAUAAAAGGAAUACCAGUUUAGCCUCUGUACAACAAACCGCCAUGACGAUAAAAAUUGUUCGUUGUAGAAGGGUUUAUUUAUACCGCGGUUCAUUUUAACGGUAGACUGACUCUUUGGCCUUUAGAAUACAGUGGGAGACCUGAUCCAGUGGAAAAAAACGUACCACUUUGCAUCAGGGAGGUAUAAAAAAUGUGGCAAAAUGCUUCCCUCUCCAAGUGAAAAAACUUCGUUUUGAAGGGCGCGCCCUUUUUUCUUCAAAAAAGAGAGAUCUCGAUUUUGAAAUCUGAGUUUUUUCACUUGGGUAAGGAAGUAUUUUGCCACAUUUUUUGAUGCUUUCUAGAUGCAAAAUGGUACGUUUUUUGCCACUGGAUCAGGUCUCCCACUGUAGUUCAUUAUAGCAAAGUUUUGUUAUACAGCUUCUCUUGAAUUCACUUAAUUUUUAUGUGAUAACAAAAAAAAAUAUUUUUUUCAGCUGGACUACAUCGAAUGCUCCGCGUUAACUCAGUUGAAUCUAAAGGAAGUUUUCGACCUGGCCAUUCUCAACGCCAUGAAAAACUCAGCCAAAAUCCGCAGCAACAAAGUGCCGGAGAAGGCGAGAGAGCGCCAACCAACCUUCAAAAAUAGCUUCAGGCGAUUAGUUUCGAUGACGAAAAAGUUUUUGUAA
This is a messenger RNA of Bursaphelenchus xylophilus (pine wood nematode), 1587 nucleotides long. NCBI's taxonomy places the organism in Eukaryota, Metazoa, Nematoda, Chromadorea, Rhabditida, Aphelenchoididae. The record is from the annotation of a GenBank genome assembly.